Molecule: messenger RNA, 2032 nt
Organism: Vespula vulgaris
Lineage: Eukaryota; Metazoa; Arthropoda; Insecta; Hymenoptera; Vespidae
Exons: 2
Coding region: 198-1826 (542 amino acids)
Biological process (GO): GPI anchor biosynthetic process; protein localization to plasma membrane
Cellular component (GO): membrane; endoplasmic reticulum
Molecular function (GO): glucosaminyl-phosphatidylinositol O-acyltransferase activity
Source: RefSeq, a predicted model, not a curated record
AGGGGCGUUGAACAGCCUUGAUGCCACUAUCGCCACCAUGCGUUAAAUAAUGGAGAUACAUGUGUGUUUAUGCAGCAUAUCAUCGGAUUAUUGUAUACGUUUUUCUCAAUUUCGUUUAAUGUCAUGCUGUUCAGAAGAAUCAAAGCGUUUCAUCGAAAAUUAAAUUUGGGUACAAAGAAAUCAAUGAUUUUAUAAACAUGGAGUCUUCGCGAGAUAAGGAGCGCUACCGGUUGGAACAAGAAGCGUUUGUUUCAAAUCAUGGAGGGACAACAUCGCAAGAGGUUGUUCACGUUAUUUUACCAAAUAUAUGCGGUGUACUUUUAACAAUAACAACUUUAGGGCUUUAUGGAAAGUACUUACAUAGAAAUGUAAAAAUUGUCAUAGAAUUCAUGUUAACUGUCGUUCCAUGCAUUUUGUGUUGUACUAUAUUAUCAGAAUACGUUAGCAACGUAUGCGUUUUUAUGAUCAUCCUUUCUUUUAUAAAUAUUAUGUUAAUGAGAAUCAAAGUACAUGCACUAACGAGUUGUAUAUUAAGGCCUGUAAAAGGGAAAAGGCCGUUUGUAACAAAUUUUCGAGCUCUUUCCAAUAUCAUUACAGUGAUAUGUAUAUUAGCCGUAGACUUUCGUAUAUUUCCAAGAAAGUUUGCCAAAACCGAAGUAUUUGGUUAUAGUUUAAUGGAUACCGGUGUUGGUAUAUUUAUAAUAGCUAAUGCUUUAGUCUCACCAGAGGCUAGAGAUUUUAGUAGUCAAUCAAAAUUAGGUUUCUUUAGUACGCUAUCAAGGAAUCUGAAAAGACCUCUAAAGAGUUCUAUUCCGUUAUUAUUGUUAGGGUGUGGAAAAUUCUUAGCUAUAGAAUUUUUAGGUUAUCAAAGACAUAUUACCGAAUACGGAGUUCAUUGGAAUUUCUUUAUAACAUUGGCAUUUGUCAAAUUAUUUACUAGAACAAUAACAAGUACGAUAAACUCGAGGUAUUCUUUACUUUCUGGCAUAUGGAUUUUAGCUAUGCACGAAUAUAUCUUAACUAAUAAUGGUUUGAAAGAUUGGAUUUUAAGCAAUGAACCAAGAGUUGAUUUUAUUACAGCGAAUAGAGAAGGUCUCAUGUCUAUACCAGGUUACGUAGGAUUAUAUCUAAUCGGUGUUGCGGUUGGAAGAUUGAUACACUGCACUUAUCUAAAUUUAAAUUUAGGUACUACUUUAUAUCCUAGAAAAAAUAUUCAUAUUACAAUCUUUGGAUAUGAUUUAGACGCAAGUUACAACGAAUCGAUGAUAUUGUGCGUAAAAUUAUCAUUGAUAGCAGCCCAGGCAUGUGCCGCGACGUUAUUUUGCGACAAAUACUUUAGGAUAUCAAGAAGAUUAGCCAAUGCAGGUUAUUGUUCAUGGAUAGUUACAUUAUGCACCAUGAUACUUACGCUCUUAUUACUCAUCGAAGUAGUAACGGAUAUAUUGAUUUAUGCAACAACGGAUCAUAAAAUCGUAGAUAAUAAAAAUGACAAGGUAUUAGAAAAAAUGGGCGAAGUUAAACAUAAAAGACACAAAGCCGGUUUUAAAACUAGAAAAGAAAAUAAGCAGGAUAUAAAGCAAGAGAGUUCGCAGGAUUUACCCGUUGAUAGUCCGAUUAAGAGAACUUUAGAAAUUUUUGAGGCUGUGAAUUAUAACGGACUUAUUUUUUUCUUGUCGUGUAACAUGUUAACGGGUAUCAUUAAUUUACUCGUAUCAACGUUAUACACUGGAAAAAAUACAGCUCUUCAGAUAAUGAUCGCAUACAUGGCUGUAAAUAUAUUUUUCAUUUUAAUAUUAUACAGAUGCCAAGUGCAAGUCAAAAUGUAAAACGUAUAAAGUUAAGGAAAUGAAAUUUGCGUAUGAUGUGCGUUAUACGAUGAAAAAGAUGUAUACCACGUAUACCGUCAAUACUCAUUGACGUCGUAUAAAAUAAUGUCUUCUAUAACCCAACGACAGAAAAUUUACUUCUGUAAUAUAUAGCUAGUUACGAUCAACGACCCGACCAUAGUUAAUAAAUUAGUUGAAAAAAAUAA